This is a messenger RNA of Ostrinia nubilalis (European corn borer), 2822 nucleotides long. It is a transcript of the gene tun, whose product is annotated as protein N-terminal glutamine amidohydrolase. The record is from RefSeq and is a predicted model, not a curated record. Lineage: Eukaryota; Metazoa; Arthropoda; Insecta; Lepidoptera; Crambidae. Gene Ontology annotation, cellular component: nucleus; cytosol. The transcript has 5 exons. The coding region runs from base 20 to 676 and encodes 218 amino acids. Gene Ontology annotation, molecular function: protein-N-terminal glutamine amidohydrolase activity; protein-N-terminal asparagine amidohydrolase activity.
ACAAACUGUCAUUGUCAAUAUGUCGGUCAAUGCACAAAUCCAUUUGAGUACCACUAAUGAAAAUAAUAAAAAGAACGACAAAUCAAUGAAACCCUUAUUUCCUAAAAGGGAAGAAUGUUCACAUGUGUCUUGUUAUUGCGAGGAAAACGUCUGGAAACUAUGUCAAGAUGCGUCUCUGAGGGUCCCGGAGGAAUUGGAUAGGUGCUAUGUGGUUUUCAUUUCCAACCCUUGCCGUACUGUGCCUCUGUGGAAACAAAGGGCUGGGCGCGAGGAAGACCGCCUUGUUAUAUGGGAUUACCAUGUAAUAUUUUUAUACUCAUGGGACUGCAAAACUUGCCUUGUGUAUGAUCUGGAUUCAGAGUUGCCUUUUCCGACUUUCUUCCAUAAGUAUGUCACAGAAACAUUUCGUACAGAUCAAGUUUUAAAAUCUGAUUUCCACAGAUUCUUUCGUGUAGUGCCUGCAAAGCAAUUUUUGCAGAAUUUUGCUUCUGAUCGUCGGCACAUGAAAAGACCAGAUGGAUCAUGGAUCAAACCACCUCCGCCAUACCCGGCCAUUUGUACAACAACUUCAACACACAAUCUAGAUGAAUACAUCAACAUGGAUAUUGGCACUGGUCCAGGACAAGUUUUCAACUUGACUGAUUUUGUUCAACGGUUCUACAAGAUUAACAAGUAGUUAAAAGAUGAUCUUAGAUAGUGAAAUGUUAUCAUUUUCAUGACCCUAUUUGGUUUAUGAUUUCGUUUGAUUAUGUUUUAAUAAUCUUUUGUUUUUUAUAUAAUAAUUUUAUUUAUGUGAUACAGGAACAGGACAGAACUCCUGUUCUAAAUAAGAUUGAUUAAUAACAAGUUACUGAAAUAGUACUAUUUAAAAACUUGUCAUGUAAAAGUGCAAAGAGUUGUUUUCUCAGUGAAUUCACAUACAAAAUUGUGAAUCACUAGGAGUUGUCUGAAAUGUUCUUAACGAUACUUGGAGCACAGUGAUUAUUCUAUCCUAUCCACAUAAACACAUUUUGAUUAUAAGAUUUUUGCACAAAAAUUAAUUCAAUCUUUCACAAAGUUAUUGAGCUAUUUCUUUGUAAGGAAGACCACACUUAAUUUCAAUGCAUAUUUUAAGGUGUGUAUCCUUGUAACGAAGUGCUCAAUAAUAUGUUUUCUCUUCUCGUUUUAGAUUUUAUUAUAUGACAUUGCUAACUUUAUAUCAUAAUAGUUAUUUCUAUUCCCUUCAAUUAGCUAAUGCCAUGAUUAGAUAGUGAAAAUUCAAAUCAUUAGACAGUCUAAAUGAGAGGCUAGUGCUUACACUUUACAUUUUAUGAUAAGUCAUGAGUAUUUUGAAUAUCCCUAAUUUGAAUUAUUAUCCUUGUUACAAAUAAAGUAAUAUGUAUGUUAUGUGGAUAAACAUGUAGUAAUUUGUAUGUAUAUUUAUAAAUUUUUGUUCACUAUUUAUAUGUUACCUUGAGUGAUAUAUUAACAUUUAAGUAACUUUAUUGUAUUGUAGUGUAUAAUGGUCGCGAGUAGCUUUUGUAUAUUGUUAAAUCUAUUUAAUAAUUUUGUAUCAACUUUUAUACACUCUUUUUAACCUUCCCUAGCACCAUUAACAAGUUAUACAACAUUAACCUAUCUAAAAGAUUAUAAAUAAGUAAUUUUGAAAAAUUCAAUGGCAUAACCCUUUAAAUUUUUAUUAUAGCGUACUAUCUUAACCCCUGUCCAUAACUUUUAAUUAUUUAAUAUCCUAUUUAAGAGUUUAUUAUUAUUAAGAAAAAAUUAAAAUAAGAACUAUUUUGGGCAAGUGCGCUUAUGGUUCUAUGAAGUGUAGUUUUAUGAAGGCCCCAAUAAUUAUAUCAUUGUUGUGUGAUGCAGUAUACUGGUAGUAUUUUGAACUUUAUGUAAAUGAUAUAAAGUUUAAAACAAAUCAAAAAUAUUUGCUCUAAACUGGUUAUGGAGUUAAAACAAUAUUCCCUUGCUCUACUCCUUUUUAAUUGUUGUUGUGAAAAGUUAUUUGCCAAUAUAUUGCUCAUAAUUACAUUAUAAAUUAUUAAAAUAAUGCCUAUAUUAAAAUUAGUUACCUUUUAGGUAUUUUAUAAAAAUAAAUAAGUUAAACUUUUUAUUCUACCUAUCUUACCGAUAAUACCCUACUUAACUAAAUCCAAUUACCUAAUAGAUAAGGAAUAAUAGCUUUUAAUAAUAUAGCACAAAUAAAUAAUAUUAUGAUGUAACAUUUUUCUAAGCCAUUUAAGAGCAUUUAAGUAAAUGUUAUAUUUUUUUACAAGAACAUGCAUUUAUUGUCUGUGUUCUCGAUUGUGUUCUACUUACUUAUAACAUGUCCCUGAUGGAAUUACUAGUCAAUAAAAUAUUUUAGGUUCAGUCUAAUAAAACAGAUCUCAACUUCUCAAGUCUCAACCUAUAAUAUUGCUUUGUUAUAAUUAAAUAUUUGUUGCUGUUGAAACUAUUUAAUAAGUAAUUUUAUUCGUUACAGAUCUAAGAUCUAGUCUUACAUAAUAUUUUAAGGUUGUUUAACACCCUUGUAGCACCUUGUUCAAGGCGUAGCUGGAAACUUAUGGGACCAAACUAUUGCGAAUGGAUGUGGUAGAACCCAUUUGAUUGUGUAGUGUACCUAUUGAUUGCCGGGGGUCGUCGAUGUCCCACUGGUUACGCCUUCGUCCUUUUAUGAUUACCCACAUGUGUAACAGAUUCUCUACGCCUUUAAAAUUAUCUAUUGACUGACAACUAUAAGUGAUAAAUAUUUGGGCUUGUGCUUUUAAUGUACCAAGUUACAUGUUUUUAUUUAAGGUUUAUCAAGCUAUAAAUAAAACACCACACGCUAA